This is a messenger RNA of Esox lucius (northern pike), 554 nucleotides long. RefSeq lists its product as uncharacterized. Lineage: Eukaryota; Metazoa; Chordata; Actinopteri; Esociformes; Esocidae. The transcript has 4 exons. Bases 54 to 554 code for a protein of 166 amino acids. The record is from RefSeq and is a predicted model, not a curated record.
UCAUUUCCUCAUAGACCCCAGCUCCAGUUUAGAGCUGGUAGAGUGUCUGCGAUAUGAAGGGACAGAAGUAUUUUGUGCCUUUGUUGUUGUGGUUGUUGCUGCUGCCUUGUCUGUCUGGGGGAAAUGUAAUCAACGGUCGAGGUUUAGAGAUCACCAGAGGUCAAGAUGCUGACCCGGACAUCAGGGCUGAGCUGAAGGAAGACCAGCAAAAGGUGGAGACACAGGGAAACGUCACUCAAUUUGACGACGGGAAGACACAUAUUGAAGACGCCAGACUGACAACCAGCGAGAACCAUGUGGAGGAGAUGAACAGAGGGAACUCAGAAUGGAAGGUGGCGUUCUCUGUAGGAAUUGAUGGUUCCUAUGGACCCGUCCACACAUCCACUGCCCUGGUCGACAAGGACAUUCUCACCAACGCUGGCAGUCACAACAACCUCCCUCUCCCAAUCCACCCCCCCUCCCAUCCCUCCAUCUCCCCUCUCCAACCCCCUCCACCCCCUCUAACCCUCCUCCAUAUCCCCUCCCCUUACCCACUGAUCAAUAUGACCAUCUAA